This is a messenger RNA of Cyclospora cayetanensis, 1587 nucleotides long. RefSeq names its product basic salivary proline-rich protein 1. Bases 1 to 1587 code for a protein of 528 amino acids. The transcript has 3 exons. Lineage: Eukaryota; Apicomplexa; Conoidasida; Eucoccidiorida; Eimeriidae. The record is from RefSeq and is a predicted model, not a curated record.
AUGCGACCGAGGGCCCCGCUGCCUCCUCAGGCAGCCCUCGCGGCUCAGGCCCUCGGGGGGGGGCCCCCUGGCCCCGAGGGCCCCUGGGGCCCCCGUGACCAGGGCGGCCCCAUGCCCUCUAUGGGGGCCCCACCGGGAAGACCUCAACACGGCCGCGGCAGAGUCAGCUGGAUGCCUUUUGGAGGGGGCCCCAUGGGCCUGCGUCCACCCUUUGGGCCCUUAGGGGCCCCCGGUGUCCCCCCGUUUCUUCCUAUGGGGAACGCGGGAGGCCCUCACGGGCCCGCGGGGCCACAGGGAAGCGGAGGCCCGAUGGGCCCUCCUCCUAUGGGGGCCUUUCCUAAGGGCCCCAACGGGAUGCCCCCCCCACUGGAGGGGGCCCCCGGCCCUGGAGGCCCCCCCUUCUUGGAGCCUGGAGGGAGCCCUCAGGGGGUCGGGCCUGGACAGCACAUGCAGCCCCCGCCUCCUCCCUUUUUGCGGGCUGUAGGAGGCCGAGGGGGCAGCCAUAGUUCAGGCCUCCCCCUGGAGGCAGCUCCGAGUGCUACGGGGACGGAGGCACAGUCGCGCAUGAGGGGCCCCCAAAUGGGGACCGCCCCUCCCAUGGGCUUGGAGAUGGGGGGGGCCCCACACCAUCCUAGGGCGGGGCCUCCCUUCUUUAUGGCUGCCCAUAUGCACCUGCAGGGGGGCCCCGGGAUGCCCCCUCCGCCUCCUCCGGAGGCUUUCGGUAUGAGGGGGAUGCCUCCGGACUGGGUCCAUGGGCCCCCUGGAGGCCCCCCCAUCGGUCCGAGCAUCCCGCACUUGGGGCCCCUGAUGCAUCCACCCCAAGGGGACCCAGCAUGCAGUGCUGCAGCUGGAGAUGUCGCUGCCUUCUCGGGGUACACUACGGGAGAGGGCCCAUUGAGGACGGGGGAGCAGGGGGGGCCCCCCCUCGGAGGGUCUCCGGUUCCCCGCGGCGACAUCGUGGAUGGGCAACAGCAGCAAGCAGGAGUGGGAGUAGGGGGCCUCGUGGAUGCAGGCGAAGAGGCAGCAGUGACCAAGACUCCCGAAGAAGCCGAGGAGGAAGCUCUUUUCGCGUGGCUGGAGCAGACCCUAGUUACGGCCACUCCGGAGAAACUGAUGCAGCAAGUGGGGCCCCUCUUACAACCCCAAGACGGUGCAGCAGCAGCAGCAGCAGCAGCAGGCAACGUUCUAGCACUGCGGGGGCUUUCUGCCUUCGCCGGCCUGCCAGGUCCAUCUACGUUGCGGCUGCUGCUAGAGCUGAAGGACCGACUUCCCAGAUGCAGUGCGGUGCCUCUUGUCUCAUCUGUCAUGUCUUCACUACCGAAAUGCGCCUCACCGCCAGCAGCAGAAGUCAAAGCGGAGGAGGAAAAAGACGGGGGUCCAGAGGUGAGUCCCCCCGCAUCUCAGCGCGUUUGCGUAAGAGGAGUCAAUAAAAAUGAGGAAGGUGCCGAGUCCAAGCUUCCUCCACUGUGCAUACACUCGGGUGCAACGAGAGCAGGAGCAGCGGCACGGGUGUGUCCCCUAGGUGUCUCGGGGUUGUCGCUUUCUGCUGCAACCAUGCAACUGCAGUCACUGAGUUUCGCUGUGUAA